Molecule: messenger RNA, 810 nt
Organism: Drepanopeziza brunnea f. sp. 'multigermtubi' MB_m1
Lineage: Eukaryota; Fungi; Ascomycota; Leotiomycetes; Helotiales; Drepanopezizaceae
Source: RefSeq, a predicted model, not a curated record
AUGACAUUCUUCUCGGGACCGUCGAUGUAUAUCGCAGUAGAUCUUGACGUGCAAAAUUACUUCUAUAGAGCCGACAGCCGCGAAUGGUCAACUGGUUCAAAUUUGGGACCGCAGCUUACCUUAGUGCCUGCUGGUCAGAGCUCUCCUCUCUCUAGUUCUGUGGUAUACAGGCACACCUGGGGUGAGAUCCUGAUAUGGCCUCAGAAAAAAUUCAUAGCGCGAUGGAUGGAUCUGGAUACUAGAAUGGAAAGUAGUGAUGCAGUGACUUGGGUAAUGGAGUCCAGCCCAAGCGCGACGCAGAAAGCUUACCAAGUAACAAUCUCUCUGAACUUCGAUCUUCCUCACCUCACACAUUACCAACCUACAAUCGCUACGGGCCAUAUCCACAGCAUUCGCCAUCGAUCGCAACCCAACCUUCCCUUCGAGUCUCGAUCAGCUUACAAGCAAACAUCAAGCUACAAAGCAACGUCCCUGCCUUUACUUACCGCACGCACCGGUAAAUACACGACCUCACCGAGCAGAUAUCCAUUUCACAUCGCCAUGGACUCUCAAGAGUUGCUCGUAGCGGAGAUCCUCGCCUACGGGCCCGCUCGGCACCACGCCACUGCGGACGCAGAACCGCCGGACGCUGAAGUGAUGCAAGCUGCCCACAUCUUGGUGGUUUCGCAUCAGGACGAGAAGGCUGCAGGAGAGCCAGAAGGGAUGGCUGAGUCCGAUGCAGACCUUUCGGAUUCGGACACGGUGGUCGGGACCUGGGACGACGCGGAAGGUAGAGUCAUCACCCCGAGCGAGGGAGGAUAUGGGGUCUGA